AUGGUUAAUACAGAUUUUGAGAAGAUUCACUUGAAUCAGUCGAAAAAUUACGGUCGUAUGCGUAUUGCGGACUCGGGGUUGGGUUGGAAAGCGUCUGUGACCAACAAUGCAUCAGCUAGCAAUAACGCCCCAUUUUUGUUGCCAUCGGAAGAAAUAUUGGCAUCGCAAUGGUCUCGUGGAUCUCGUGGAUACGAGUUGAGAGUUCAAACAAAGAAUAAGGGUGUGGUGAUGUUGGAUGGUUUUGAUGUGGAAGACUUUGCCAACUUGAAGCAGGAAUUACAGAGAAAUUUCCAAGUGAACUUAGAGCACAAAGAACACUCGUUGAGAGGUUGGAAUUGGGGGAAGACUGAUUUGGCCAGAAAUGAAUUGGUUUUUCAAGUCAACAAUAAGCCAGAUUUUGAGAUUCCGUACUCUGAGAUCAGUAAUUCCAAUUUGACCGGUAAGAACGAAGUUGCCGUAGAAUUCAACUUGGAUGGUGCUAACAGCAAAGCGGGAGAUGAAAUGGUUGAAAUGAGAUUCUAUAUUCCAGGUACUUUGGAAAACGAAACUACUCCUGCUGUCAAAAACGAGGAGAACGGUGAAGUAAAGGAAGAAGAAACAGAAGAAAUCAGCGCUGCCACCGUAUUUUACGAACAGUUAAAGGACAAGGCUGAUAUUGGCCAGGUUGCUGGUGAAGCAAUUGUAUCUUUUAGUGAUGUAUUAUUCUUGACACCUAGAGGUCGUUAUGAUAUUGACAUGUAUCCUACGUCAUUAAGAUUGCGUGGUAAGACAUAUGAUUACAAAAUCCAAUACAAUCAAAUUGAGAGAAUUUUUUCACUUCCAAAACCUGACGAGGCUCACCAUUUGCUUGUCAUCCAAAUUGACCCCCCAUUGAGACAAGGUCAAACAAAAUACCCUUUCUUGGUAAUGCAAUUUGCUAAGGAAGAAGAAAUCGAGUUAGAUUUGAAUGUUUCUGAAGAAGAAUACAACGAUAAAUAUAAAGAUAGAUUGAAGAAAAGCUACGAUUCCCAAACACAUCUUGUCAUGUCUCAUUGUUUUAAGGGGUUGACUGAACGUAGAUUGGUCGUUCCUGGGUCAUUUCAAUCAAGAUUCUUACAGCCCGGUAUUUCUUGUUCUUUAAAGGCCUCAGAAGGUUACUUAUAUCCAUUGGAUAGAUGCUUUUUGUUUGUAACCAAGCCCACUGUCUAUAUUCCAUUCUCCGAGAUUAGUAGCAUAACUAUGUCUCGUACAGGCGCUGGUGGGGUUUCUACAUCGCGUACAUUUGACAUGGAUAUUACCUUGAGAGGAUCGAAUCAGUCGCAUAACUUCGGUAGUAUUGAAAGGGAAGAACAAGAAACCAUAGAAAACUAUUGUUUACAGAAGGGUUUGAGAAUUAAAAACGAAGAGAAAUUAGCUAAAGCAAUGUUGGCCAAGGCUAUGAAUGAAACUGCUGACGAUGAUGAUGAUGCAGAUGUCGAUAUGGGUAGUGCUGGUGAUGACGAUGACGAAAGUGCCGAUGAUGACUUUAACUCUGGUUCUGAUUCGGAUGUUGCUGAAGAGUUUGAUUCCGAUGCAUCUGUAUCUGAUGCCGAAAUGAGCGACUCCAAUCAAGAGCCACCUCAAAAGAAACCAAAAAAUGAGUAA
Messenger RNA from Debaryomyces hansenii CBS767, 1623 nucleotides. It is a transcript of the gene POB3, whose product is annotated as FACT complex subunit. Gene Ontology annotation, molecular function: nucleosome binding; histone binding; DNA binding. The record is from RefSeq and is a predicted model, not a curated record. Lineage: Eukaryota; Fungi; Ascomycota; Pichiomycetes; Serinales; Debaryomycetaceae. Bases 1 to 1623 code for a protein of 540 amino acids. Gene Ontology annotation, cellular component: nucleus; FACT complex. The transcript has a single exon.